GGAGGAGGAACGAAAGGGUGGAAAGAAAGGUCGACUAUUAGGCAUAAUUACUCUCAGCGACGUUCUCCGAUACGUUAUCGGUGCAGCCAGCAUAGGCGAAGGAUACGAUCCCAGUCAAAGGACGAGGUCUGAGGAUACGCUGAAUCCUCCGUCCCCAUCCCAAACACGGUGCUGAACGAUAAUACCUUGUAUUUUUAUAUCUAGACGAUUUCUGGCUGUGAUUAUCAGUAGAUUUUUUGAUGUAUAGCAUACAUCUUGACAUCAUCAGUUUCGUAAUCGCACCUUAACAUGUGGCCUUUCAUUCUGACGAGAACGUUUUCUGCAUCUUGUCAAGUUGCAGUCUCCCAAAGGGAUGUUCUGGCUAUUUUACAUGAUAUACCGACCUUAAUUGGUUUCGGUCCGCUGGUGGAAAGUUAUGCGCUGCAAAAAGACGGCAAUCCCUGCACGUAUAUGAUCGUUGAUCGCUUGAAGGUCUUGGGCUUCUUCAGCAUAAUCACGACGAGUAGUGCUACAUUCACUAUUCGAGAUGACGGGCUGAACAUCGAAGUGAAUGCAGGUGCUUGGACGCGGCUCAGGACUGAAUAUCGAGUUAGCCCCGCAGAGGGUCGCGAAUUAGGAAUAUUGAUGAUCGAGCACGUCACAAUCUAUGGCCUCUUCUGCUUCAUGCCCUUUAUCUAUGCCACGCUGGCAAAAUCUCAUCUGGAAGGACAGGAAAGGCUGGUACGCGCUCUCGAGAAACGUCGUUGAGCACGAGGAGAUUACAAUGAUUUCCCUCAGUUUCGAAUACUACUUCAGCUUAGUCCCUGCUUAUGCUUUCUGUGUUGUGGCAAUAGCAUCCACAUUCCAUUACACUCUGAACAAAUUACCUGGGGAAGAUCCAGACGCACCGCCCAAAACUGAAUGGCUGAAUAUGGGUUACUGGAAGAACACCAGUGUCUUCUCUGAAGCCUGUCA
This is a messenger RNA of Guyanagaster necrorhizus, 954 nucleotides long. RefSeq lists its product as uncharacterized. The record is from RefSeq and is a predicted model, not a curated record. NCBI's taxonomy places the organism in Eukaryota, Fungi, Basidiomycota, Agaricomycetes, Agaricales, Physalacriaceae. The transcript is spliced from 5 exons. The annotation marks the transcript as partial.